Molecule: messenger RNA, 602 nt
Organism: Helianthus annuus (common sunflower)
Lineage: Eukaryota; Viridiplantae; Streptophyta; Magnoliopsida; Asterales; Asteraceae
Exons: 2
Coding region: 34-588 (184 amino acids)
Source: RefSeq, a predicted model, not a curated record
AAAGGGUUCGAUAAAGAAGAUUGGGGGAAAUUUAUGUCGUACUGGCGGACAUUGUGCGAAUCUUCAUCAGAGCCCAUGUACAAGUACAACUUGGAGAAAAUGUAUAACCGACUCGUGGUUGCCAACCGAGAAAGUGUCUAUGAUUACGUCUACGAAAACUGGCUCAAAGACUAUAAAGAAAUGUUCGUUUAUGCGUGGACCGAUAAGUGUCGCAACUUUGGUCAGCGCACCACCUACAGAGUUGAGAGCCAGCACGCAAAUUUAAAAAGAUACAUUACGCGCGGGAGUUCAUUGGAGCGAAUAGCAAGAUGCAUCAUUGAUAUAGUUGAAACUCAGUACGAUGAAAUACAAAAAAGUUUCACUGAGAGCAUCGAAAAAACGAUGAACCACCACAGACACCGAAUGUUGGACAACCUACGUGGAAAGGCUUCCCAUGAAGCACUUGAUUUGCUGGAAAAAGAGCUACUGAGGAAGAUGGAUGUGUUGCGGAAACUUAACGCAUCAUGUGGUUGCCAUAUGUGGCUUAGCAAAGGAUUGCCGUGUGCUUGUAGGCUGGAAAACUACAAACGUACAGGUAAAAAAUAUUAAAACCACAAACCUUU